Messenger RNA from Gossypium raimondii (Peruvian cotton), 2655 nucleotides. Its product is annotated as auxin response factor 18. Gene Ontology annotation, cellular component: nucleus. Gene Ontology annotation, biological process: regulation of DNA-templated transcription; response to hormone. The transcript is spliced from 4 exons. Bases 290 to 2347 code for a protein of 685 amino acids. The record is from RefSeq and is a predicted model, not a curated record. Gene Ontology annotation, molecular function: DNA binding; protein binding. NCBI's taxonomy places the organism in Eukaryota, Viridiplantae, Streptophyta, Magnoliopsida, Malvales, Malvaceae.
UAAAAUACCCUUUUACUCUCUCUUCUUAUUUCCUUCUCAAAGUUCUUGAAUUGUUCUCUCUCUUUUUCUUUUUUUUCCUUUUUGGCUUUAAAAAAGGGUUUAGUUUUAGUUUCUUUUUCUUUUUCUUUUUGCAUUGUUAUUCUUCUUUUUGAUUCAUCUUAAUCUGGGUUUUCCUUCUUUUGGUGGAAAAAUAUCUCCUUUUGUUCAAAAGGUAAUCAUCAAGUAAGAAAAAAACAGAGUAAAGAAAGGGUUUUUUUUUUCUUUUUGUCCAUAUAAUUGGGAAAAAAAAAUGAUAACAGUCAUGGAUUCUCGGAAAGAAGUUGUGAAAAAUUCAGAAAAAUGCUUAGAUCCUCAGCUAUGGCAUGCUUGUGCUGGUGGUAUGGUACAAAUGCCAUCAGUGAACUCUAAGGUGUUCUAUUUCCCUCAGGGUCAUGCUGAGCAUGCCAAUGGGAAUGUAGAUUUUGGGAAUCUCCCGAUUCCGUCACUCGUCUUGUGUCGGGUUUCCGCCGUUAGGUUUAUGGCGGAUCCCGAAACCGAUGAGGUUUAUGCUAAAAUCAUGUUGGUUCCUUUGAGAGAGAAUAGUUUUGGGGUUGAAGAUGAUGGUUUUGAUGGGAAUGUUGGGGUGGAGAACCCUGAAAAAUCUGCUUCCUUUGCUAAGACAUUGACUCAGUCCGAUGCUAACAACGGUGGGGGGUUCUCGGUUCCGCGGUAUUGCGCGGAGACUAUAUUUCCUAGGUUGGAUUAUAAUGCUGAACCCCCUGUUCAGACUAUUCUUGCUAAGGAUGUUCAUGGUGAGGUUUGGAAAUUUAGGCAUAUAUAUAGGGGGACGCCUCGUCGACAUCUUUUGACGACGGGGUGGAGUAAUUUCGUGAACCACAAGAAGCUUGUGGCUGGUGAUUCGAUUGUGUUUCUUAGAGCUGAUAAUGGAGAUCUUUGUGUGGGGAUUCGUAGGGCGAAAAGAGGACUUGGGGGUGGACAUGAAUUUCCGGGAUGGAACUCUGCGAGUGGAACCUCUGGUUCACAAAUUGGGAGUUAUUCUCCGUUUUUGAGGGAGGGGGAGAGUAAAUUGAUGAGGAAGGAUUGUAGUGGGGAUCCAAGGGGAAGAGUAAGGGCUGACUCCGUGAUUGAAGCUGCGAGUCGUGCAGCUAGUGGGCAGCCCUUUGAGGUCGUUUACUAUCCACGAACUAGCACUCCUGAGUUCUGCGUGAAGGCCUCAUCCGUUAGAGCUGCAAUGCAAAUCCAGUGGUAUCCUGGGAUGAGGUUCAAAAUGCCUUUCGAAACUGAGGACUCUUCACGGAUUAGCUGGUUCAUGGGAACGAUAUCUACUGCUAAGGUUGUCGAUCCCAUCCGUUGGCCUAAUUCUCCAUGGCGACUACUGCAGGUAGCAUGGGAUGAGCCAGAUUUACUCCACAAUGUGAAGCGUGUUAGCCCAUGGUUGGUUGAAUUGGUCACAAACAUACCAGCUAUUAAUCUUAAUCCUUUCUCGCCACCAAGGAAAAAGAUGCGGCUUCCACAACACCCAGACUUUUCCUUUCUUAACCAAAUUCCAAUGCCAUCAUUUUCCGGGAACACUUUCAGAUCCAGCAGCCCCAUGCGUUGCAUUACGGACAACAUUCCUGGAGGCAUACAGGGAGCCAGGCAUGAACCGUUCGGAUUAUCUUCAUCAGAUCUCCGCUCCAACAAGCUGCAUUCAGGUCUGUUUCCAUCUGGUUUUCAUCAACUUGAUCGUACUGCCCCACCUAUUAGACUUUCCGGCGACAACUUUUGUAGCGACCACCCGAACAAUACAAAUAUAUCUUCCUUGUUGACAAUAGGAAAUCCGACCCAGAGUUUGAAACAAAGCAAUGAUAGCAAGACACCCCAUAUUGUAUUGUUCGGUCAACUCAUUUUCUGUGAGCAGCGGGCUUCUCAGAGCUGCUCAGGGGAUACGGUUGGAAACAGUUCAUCAGAUGGGAAUACAGAGAAGACUGCUAUUUCCUCUGAUGGAACUGGAUCUGUGUUACAUCAAAAUGUUCGGGAAAAUUCUUCGGAUGAAGGGUUUCCUUGGUGCAAAGAGCAUCAAAAAACUGAUCUAGGAUUGGAGACUGGUCAUUGCAAAGUGUUUAUGGAAUCAGAGAAUGUAGGUAGAACCCUUGAUCUUUCAGUUCUCGGAUCAUAUGAAGAGCUGUAUGGGAAGCUGGCCAACAUGUUUGGCAUAGAAAGUUCAGAGAUGCUGAGCAGUGUGCUCUACCGCGAUGCUGCCGGUUCAGUUAAACACACUGGAGAUGAGCCCUUCAGCGAGUUUAUGAAGACAGCAAGGAGGCUAACGAUUCUCAUGGAUUCAAGCAGUGACAACUUAGAAAGAUAGAGAGAUGAAUUUGCGCCAAAUUGUACAGUUUUCCCAGCCGUCGGUUUCCGAUUUUCAUUUCUUCUACGUUAGUUGUGAGAAAUCUCCACUUGACCCAUUUUGAUGGAACUGUAAAACCACGUUUUGUUGGUUAACUCGAAUUUUUCUUUCCAACAUAAAAAGGAUCUAUGUCCUUUGUCAUGUUUAUUAAAUCCCAGUCCUAGAAACUGUAUAUUUAUGGAAGAAAAUGGUGCAGGCAGGCUGCCGUUUUUGCUCAUCACGGAGUGUUAGGCUCGCAUCAUGUUGGAAUAAACCGUUCAUUUGUUUCA